This is a messenger RNA of Cinclus cinclus, 1362 nucleotides long. It is a transcript of the gene SH2D4A, whose product is annotated as SH2 domain containing 4A. The transcript is spliced from 9 exons. Bases 1 to 1362 code for a protein of 453 amino acids. NCBI's taxonomy places the organism in Eukaryota, Metazoa, Chordata, Aves, Passeriformes, Cinclidae. Gene Ontology annotation, cellular component: cytoplasm. The record is from RefSeq and is a predicted model, not a curated record. Gene Ontology annotation, molecular function: phosphatase binding.
AUGCUGAAACAGAUAUUAUCAGACAUGUACAUCGAUCCAGAGCUGCUAGCAGAACUCAGUGAGGAGCAGAAGCAGAUCCUCUUCUUCAAGAUGAGGCAGGAACAAAUCAGACGGUGGGAGGAAAGAGAAGCUGCAGCAGAAAAGACUUCAGCAAAGAAGACACUGCCAAGAAAAGCCAACAGGAAGUCAGUGACAUGGAAACUAGGCGCUGACAAUGAAGUGUGGGUCUGGGUGAUGGGCGAGCAUCCUUCAGAUAAAUCCUAUGCAGCCAUCUGUGAAGAAAUCCAGGCACAAAGAGCAAAGCGGUUAGUGAGAGAGCAAGGCCAGGAGAGCAGAGAGACUGACUCUUCUGCAACAUGGUCUCUACACCCACAGCCAGGACUUCUGUCUGAAACAGAUCUUUAUGGGAAUAACAAAAACACUGCAGACAAAAGGGAGGAACAUGGGAGAAGAAUAACUGAUAUUGAUACAACAGGAAAAAGCCAGGAGCUCACAAAGAGGGGAACCAGAAGUGUUCACCAGAUGCUGGCAGAUUGCCAUGUGAGGAAGCAUAGUUUCCAACAGAUGAAGGAAGCACAGAGGAAAAAUUCAGAAGAGAUCACAUCCCCCCAGGACCCAAUACCACAGAGCCACACCAGCACAGAGAGCCAGAGAAUGCUGCAGAAAUUGGAUGAGAAUGAGCUUGAAUGGCAGGAAUUCUUGCAGAAAUCCAAGGCAGCAGAUGAGAAGAAACGCUCCCUUGCAAGGCAAGCCAGAGAUGACUACAGAAGGCUUUCACUGCAGGGCAUCCACAGAGGGAAGCAUGCAGGUAUUCCCAAGAGUGCCACAGCAGGAGAUCGGCGACCACUUCAACAUCCGCCUCUUCCUCCCAAGCCUAAACUUCCACCUCCUGCAACAGCAAAUGAGAGAGCAACUAGGAAAGAGGGAGUCCAGAGAACAAUCUCCAAUUCCACAGAAGAAAGCAUCAUCAGGUGGUUCAAAGAGGAGCAAUUCCCUCUCCGAGCUGGCUAUGUGAAAACCACAAACACAAUAGCACCUUGGUUCCAUGGUAUCCUAACCUCUAAGAAAGCAGAAGAGCUUCUGAAUAAAACAGUACGGGGUAGUUUUCUGAUCCGGGUCAGUGAGAAAAUCAAAGGCUACGUACUCUCUUACCGGUCUGUGGAAGGAUGUAAACAUUUCCUCAUUGAUGCCUCCAGUGAUUCCUACAGCUUCCUUGGAGUGGACCAGCUGCAACAUGUAACGCUGGCUGACCUUGUAGACUACCACAAGGAUGAGCCCAUCACUUCCUUGGGAAAGGAGCUGUUGCUUUACCCAUGUGGCCAAGAGGACCAAGAGCCAGAUUACAUCUCUCUCUUUGAGUAA